AUGAUGAACGUAUUAAGUGGUCGACAUGGUCGCUAUCUUAACAUAACGGGUGAUGUUUAUCUCAAUGAUUGUAUGAUGACACGAUCACAACGUGCACUCACUGAUUUAAUUGGACAUGUUGAACAGCAGGAACUUUUCCUUGAAACCACCACAUUGGAAGAGCAUCUCGUCUUUCAGGCGAUGCUUCGAAUGCCCCAAACUAUGAAGGAUAAUGAAAGACUCGAGCAUGUGGAGAAUAUAAUGCAACAGCUUAAUGUCGUUGAUUGUAGAAAUACAUUCAUCGGUAGACUUUCCGGUGGAGAAAAAAAACGCCUUAGUUUUGCAACGGCUUUACUAACUCGUCCACAAGUUGUUCUUAUCGAUGAGCCUACUUCAGGCUUGGAUACGUUUUCAGCUAAAUCACUUAUGAAAAUUAUCCGUUCAAUGGCCGUCGAACGUGAACAAGCCAUCAUCGUUGUACUUCAUCAACCGACAAGUGAUAUACUAGAUGUUAUUGAUAUACUCUAUUUUAUAGUCGAUGGUGGACGCCAAGCAUUUUACGGUACUAAAACUGAAGCUCAACAAUUCUUCAUCACUCAAUGUCAGUUGCCAUCUAUGCCACUUGAUAUGUGCAUCGAAAAGUUGUCUGCACCGGCGAGCAUCGUUGAUGAUCAAAGUAUGAUUUUACAAGAAAUAGCAGUUCAACAGUAUGGUCGAUCUGGACAAGAUCAAAUACUAGAAACAACAAUUGAAAGCCAUUUAAAGUCAAUAGAUAAACAUGAUAUCCCGACUGUAACAGAUAUUUUGCAGCGUAGCUCAUUCGGACGUCAAUUGAAAUGGCUUCUUUGGCGUUCGUUACUUAGCGCUAAACGGAACUCAAAACGAACGACUAAUUUAUUUUUUCGUCUUGUCAUCAUGGCAAUCAUUUUGGGUGUGCUCUUCUUUCAUACGACUAGAAAAUCGUUGGAUUAUAUAGUCAACAUUGAUGCUCUCUUAUUUGUUCUUUUCAUGUCAUUACUCGAAUCAAACAUGAGUCUGACACUUGUUGAGAUACCGAAUGAACAUGAAAUGGUUGUUUUCGAAUAUCGGCGACAUUUAUAUUCAGUGGGAGCCUAUUAUAUAAGUCGUCUUGUAAUUGAUACUUUCUUUCAUGUGAUUUCUGCUACAGUCUAUAUCAGUAUUAUUGUAUCUAUGACUGACCUUCAUCAUUGGAUCAUCUUAGUUUGUCUUACAAUAUUGAUUGUAAUGACUGCUUGUGCAUCAGCUGCACUGAUUGCUGCUGUUUCAUCAUCAGCUCGAACAGCCUUGUUAUACUCACAACCGAUUCAAAACUUGUUUCGAGCCCUUACUGGCUUCUUCAUUAAUCUACAUUCGCUUCCUGUCUUUUUGCGAUGGUUGCCAUAUAUAUCUUAUAUGCAUUAUGCUUAUCAGCUCAUACUUGUAGUACAAUGGUGGAAAACCGAUCUUAAUUAUCCAUGUGAUUUUACCACUUCACAUAAACUUACUACCAAUUCAACAUUAUUCAACAAUGAUACGUGUUCAAUUAGUGAUACCGAUAUUAUUACUUGUUUUCACACCUCUUAUAGGACCGUUGGAUAUAACAUGGCAGGACUUAUUUCUUUCUUAUUCGGAUUUCAUAUUCUAGCCUUUAUAAUAAUCUUCUAUCGUAUACGACGUGCUCUAUAA
Rotaria socialis is the source of this 1665-nucleotide messenger RNA. The record is from the annotation of a GenBank genome assembly. Lineage: Eukaryota; Metazoa; Rotifera; Eurotatoria; Philodinida; Philodinidae.